AUUUCACGUUCUAAUUUUUCUUCAUCGAUGACUUCCAGAGUAAGUUAAUGAUACCGCAAAGAUAAUAUCCGUCGUAAGAAGAAACAGCAAGCCAAGAGGAUGGUACAUAUAAUUAUAUGCGCCCCUCCGGUGUCCCGUUUACCAGCGAUUGUCGGUAGGCUGGGAAUACGGUGGCAUUUACUCAGCACUAUCAAGCCCAUGACAGAUUCAUGAUCGAAAUUGAACACUGUUGCUACCGGAGAGCUCGUGGAAUGCAGGAGGCAGAUAUGGAAGUGCUUCUUCUAACCAUACCGCCCAGCUAUCUCAGUUCAGGGUACCCGUUCUGGGGACCUUCGAUCCCUGGUGCACGUUCAGGUGUGUCUGCACCGAAACUUUCGCAUCCCCUUUCUUUGAUAUUCAACGGGCACCGUCAACCGCGCGAACAUGGAGAAACCUUCUCAUACAGUUCCACGUUGGUUGAGAACGGGACCGGCACCAAUUGCUCCUGCCAAUUUACGGCUGAUGGUCGGUAUCGGAUGAACCUCAACCGCAAUCAGUGGUCGAUGCAGCGUGGCUUCUGGUUCGGUCGGAUCAAUGCCGUUAUGUUUUUUUUGCCUAUCAUGGCUGACCUGGGUGUCCCAUCUCCGUCUCUUUCUUACUUUCUUGCAUGCCUGUUACUACCUUAGGAACUCUCUGUAUACAUUCCCUUCCUUUAAUUUCCAAUUUUCCCCGCAUUUUUCCGCGAUUUUCCGAUCGAGGCAAUUUGGUAAUCUGUGGGGUUCGAUCAUGUGCCUCGGCAGCUGGUGCCGGGUGAUUCAGUAAGUAUACUGGUGCAGAUGCGCAUUUUCUUCUGGUU
This is a messenger RNA of Desarmillaria tabescens, 835 nucleotides long. RefSeq lists its product as uncharacterized. The coding region runs from base 210 to 665 and encodes 151 amino acids. The record is from RefSeq and is a predicted model, not a curated record. The transcript has 2 exons. Lineage: Eukaryota; Fungi; Basidiomycota; Agaricomycetes; Agaricales; Physalacriaceae.